Molecule: messenger RNA, 372 nt
Organism: Penicillium diatomitis
Lineage: Eukaryota; Fungi; Ascomycota; Eurotiomycetes; Eurotiales; Aspergillaceae
Product: pyruvate transporter MPC1
Exons: 4
Coding region: 1-372 (123 amino acids)
Biological process (GO): pyruvate import into mitochondria
Cellular component (GO): mitochondrial inner membrane
Source: RefSeq, a predicted model, not a curated record
AUGGCGGCUGCUAUCAAGGCUAUCAAUGCGAAGAUCCGCUCCAACAAGGUGCUGGACUAUGUCUGCUCUACCCACUUCUGGGGCCCCGUCUCCAACUUUGGUAUCCCUAUUGCGGCUGUAAUGGAUACUCAGAAGGACCCCGAAAUUAUCUCCGGACCUAUGACCGCCGCGCUCGUCGUUUACGCCGCCACCUUCAUGCGCUACUCCCUCGCCGUCACCCCCAAGAACUACCUUCUCUUCGCCUGCCAUCUGACCAACUUUGGCGCUCAGACAACCCAGGGUUAUCGUUAUCUGUCAUACUGGAAAUGGGGUGGACGGGAAGCUCAGCUUGCUGAAAAGGCCAAGGAGGGUGCUCUUGCCGCCGAGGCGUAG